CCAUCGUUUUCACUUGAAAGCUUUCCGACAAUUUCUCAUUUCUUGGGCUUGUAGUGCGGUCGAACGAACCUGAAAUUUCCUAACCUACUUCUUCAAGCUGUAUCUUAUAAACCUUGGUCUUUAUUGGCUGUUAAUACUUCCAUUCGGCAAAGUAAAUAUGCGACUACUCAGUACGGAAGUUACGGAUUCCUUUCAGCUAAAAGAAUUUCUUUAAAACAAUCUCCCCGCCUACGCUAUUCUUUCUCACAGGUAGGAGGAAGAUGAAGUGAUCUUUGAAGAUAUUACAAAGAAGGUAUUUAAUCAAAAGGAAGGGACCUUUGAAGACAUAGAAAAGGAGGAAUUUAGUCAUAAGAAAGGGUUUCCAAAACUUGAAGGAUGUCUCAAACAAGCCAUGCGGGAUGGACACGAAUGGAUCUGGGUUGACACUUGUUGUAUUGACAAAUCGAGCUCCGUAGAACUCAGCGAAGCUAUCAACUCAAUGUAUCAGUGGUACCAAAACUCUGCCGUUUGUUACGCAUACCUAUCAGACGUAGAAGAGAUCGGUUGUGUAGGGAAAAGUCAAUGGUUCACUCGUGGAUGGACAAUACAAGAACUUAUAGCACAGCGUCACGUCACUCUCUUCGAUAAGCAGUGGCGCUCACUUGGAAAAAAGGAUAAGCUUGCACAGGAAAUUACACAAAUCACAAACACCCCUAAAGAUAUUAUACUAGAUAAAUAUCCAAACCAUUGCAACCUUGCUCAGCGAAUGUCAUGGGCUUCCAACCGAAAACUACUCGAGAAGAAGAUAUGGCAUACUGCUUGAUGGGACUAUUUGACGUACACAUGCCGCCGAUAUAUGGAGAGGGAUCUGAAAAGGCUUUUCUUCGACUUCAGCAAGAGAUCCUUGGACGGAAUUCAGAUCAAACUUUGUUUUUGUGGAACCCGUCUCAUGAACCGUACAAUCAGGGUCUGCUAGCAACUUCUCCAGGAGAAUUCUGCACCCAUUACAGAUGCUUCAAUUGGCUAGAUGGUUUCGUGCCAGCUAGAAGAGAAAUGCCCCUCGACAAAAUCCCGGAUAAUCUAAAUCCAUACCAUCUAUUCAUUCCGAUGAAGCACACGCCUGGUAGCCGCCUAUAUAUCAAAGGAAAGUUUUUUGAUAGUCCAGGAGUUGAUGUGCAAUCUAAUUUUGGGUCUAAUGGCCUAGAAUUACAGCUUCUUUCCUACGGCAGACAUCAAAUUCAAAACAACAAGGAACGACGAGAGAGGAUUUUCGUGGCCUUCGACAUCUCCGUACAGUCUUCUGAGUCUCACACCAGCGUCUCCUUGGUACUGGAGCAGGACACGGACCCAAAUGCAGAGUUUAUUUUCGAUCGAAUGGGAGCUAUGCGACGAGUAAUUUGCACGGAAAAAGCUUCCAAGCCUCUAUUAGCGUCGGUGUGUCGUCAGAAAGGAAAUUGGUUUUAAUUUCUCAGAUACCUGUAUCGGCGCCUGGUAAACCUGCCAUGUUCAAAUUCAGUGCCCCAUUCCCUAAAAUAGUGUCGAAUGAAAUCGUAUCGAAUGAAACCGUGUCGAAUGAAAUCGUGAUUUGGCAAGCGGCAGAAUCGGAAAGCCUCUUAUGUUCUCCAACUAAGGCCUUUGAGUGCAUCGGCGGUGUCGCUUUAAUUAAUCAUGAUGUGAAAAAAUGAAUGAAGUCCAAAAACAUA
Sclerotinia trifoliorum is the source of this 1682-nucleotide messenger RNA. The record is from the annotation of a GenBank genome assembly. Lineage: Eukaryota; Fungi; Ascomycota; Leotiomycetes; Helotiales; Sclerotiniaceae.